Molecule: messenger RNA, 2952 nt
Organism: Podarcis raffonei (Aeolian wall lizard)
Lineage: Eukaryota; Metazoa; Chordata; Lepidosauria; Squamata; Lacertidae
Product: zinc finger protein 420-like
Exons: 4
Coding region: 167-2659 (830 amino acids)
Biological process (GO): regulation of DNA-templated transcription
Source: RefSeq, a predicted model, not a curated record
CUAUUUGGAGGGGAGGGGUCUCCAUCCUCAUUCCCGGAAGAGAAGCGGGCUUGGAGAAGAGGAGAAAGAGAGUUGGGAAGAUAAAAGCACAGCUCCUUUCUUUGAAGUACAACUGGGAAAGUCCUAGAAGUGGCCAACUUUACGGCUCCUCCGAAUCGCCUCACCAAUGGCCUCAGAGGCACCUUUUGGACCUUCUCUUCUUCAAGGUGGAGUGGAAAGAGGAGCCAGGCAGCUUCUUCAGGCCCUCUUGACCUUUGAGGAGGUGGCUGUGUUUUUCACGGAGGAGGAGUGGGCUCUGCUGGAUCCAGGCCAAAGAGCUCUGCACAAGGAAGUCAUGGAGGAGAAUUAUGGGAUGGUGGCCUCUCUGGGUGAUGGAGAAGGCAAUCAGAAUUUUGAGUGGCCAUCUGUAAAGUACUACAGUGUGAGUGAACACCUUAGCACACAUCUACAAACUAACGCAGGGGAGAAACCCUUUAAAUGUAUGGAGUGUGGAAAGAGUUUCAGUGAAAGAGGAAAACUUACCGUACAUCAACAAAUUCACACCGGGGAGAAACCAUUUAGAUGUAUGGAGUGUGGGAAAUGCUUCAGUCAGUGUUCACACCUUACUAUACAUCAACGAACCCACACUGGGGAGAAACCAUUUAAAUGUAUAGAGUGUGGAAAGAGCUUCAGUGAGAGUGGAAAACUUACUGUACAUCAACGAACUCACACAGGGGAGAAACCUUUUAAAUGUAUGGAGUGUGGGAAGAGCUUCAGUGUAAGUGGAAAGCUUACUGUACAUCAACGAACUCACACAGGAGAGAAACCCUUUAAAUGUAUGGAGUGUGGGAAAUGCUUCAGUCAGUGUUCACAGCUUACUAUACAUCAACGAACUCACACAGGAGAGAAACCAUUUAGAUGCGUGGAGUGUGGAAAGAGCUUCAGUGUAAGUGGAAAACUUACUGAACAUCAACAAACCCACACAGGGGAGAAACCAUUUAUAUGUAUGGAGUGUGGAAAGUGCUUCAGUUGCAGUGGGAGCCUUACUGUACACCAACUAACUCACAAAGGGGAGAAACCAUUUAAAUGUAUGGUGUGUGGAAGGUUCCUCAGUAGUAGGGGAGCACUUAAAAAACAUCACUUAACUCACACAACAGAUAAACCAUUUAAAUGUAUGGAGUGUGGAAAGAGCUUCAGUGAAAGUUCACAAUUUGCCAUACAUCAACGAACUCACACAGGGGAGAAACCCUUUAAAUGUUUGGAAUGUGGAAAGAGCUUCAGUACAAGUUCACAGCUUACAAUACAUCAGCGAACUCACACAGGGGAGAAACCUUUUAAAUGUAUGGAAUGUGGAAAGCGCUUCAUUGAAAGUGGAAAACUUACUGUACACCAACGAAUUCACACAGGGGAGAAACCAUUUAGAUGUGUGGUGUGUGGAAAGAGUCUCAGUAGUAGUGGAGCACUUACAAAACAUCAACUAAUUCAUGCAGGUGAGAAACCAUUUAAAUGUAUGGAGUGUGGAAAGCGUUUCAGUGAAAGUUCACAACUGAUCAUACAUCUUCGAAUUCACUCGGGAGAUAAACCCUUUAAAUGUAUGGAGUGUGGAAAGAGCUUCAGUCGGAAAGGAGUCCUUAUUGUACAUCAACGAACUCAUAUGGGGGAAAAACCAUAUAAAUGUGUGGAGUGUGAGAAGAGCUUCAGUUGUUGUGAAAAUCUUAAUUUACAUCAACGAACUCACACGGGGGAGAAACCCUUCAAAUGCAUACAUUGUGGAAACAGCUUCAGUAAUAGUGGAAACCUUACAAGACAUCAACGAACUCACACAGGAGAGAAACCCUUUAAAUGUAUGGAGUGUGGAAAGUGCUUCAGUAAUAGUGGAGCACUUACAAAACAUCAACUAACUCAUACAGGGGAGAAACCAUUUAAAUGUAUGGAGUGUGGAAAGAGCUUCAGUGAAAGGGGGAAGCUUACUGUACAUCUACGAAUUCACACAGGGGAGAGACCCUUUAAAUGCAUGGAGUGUGGAAAGAGUUUCAGUGAAAGUGGGAAACUUACUGUACAUCAACGAACUCACACAGGGGAGAAACCAUUCAGAUGUCUGGUAUGUGGAAAGUGCUUCAGUCGGAAUGGAAUCCUUACUGUACAUCAACAAACUCAUGUACGGGAGAAAUCAUUUAAAUGCAUGGAGUGUGAAAAGAGCUUCACUAAAGGUUCACAACUGAUCAUACACCUACGCACUCACACAGGGGAGAAACCCUUUAAAUGUUUGGAGUGUGAAAAGAGUUUCACUUGUAGAGGAAGCCUUACUGUACAUCAACGAACACACAGAGGGGAGAAACCAUAUAAAUGUUUGGAGUGUGGAAAGAGUUUCAGCCGAAGUGGGCAUUUUAGAAUCCAUCAGCGAACUCACACAGGGGAGAAACCAUUUAAAUGUAUGGAGUGUGGGAAGAGCUUCAUUGAGAGUGGAGCUCUUACAAGACAUCAACGAACUCACACAGGGGAGAAACCAUUUAAAUGUAUGGAAUGUGGGAAGAGUUUCAGAGAAAGGGGCAAACUUACUGUACAUCAACGAACUCACACUGGGGAGAAACUGUUUAAAUGUUUGGAGUGUGGAGAGAGUUUUAGUCAAAAUGGACAUUUUAUAAGACAUCAACAAACACACAGGGGAGAAACCAUUUAAAUGUAUGGAGUGUGAGAUGUGCUUCAAUGAGAGUGGAGCACUUACAAAACAUCAAGAAGCUCAUAGAGGAGAAACCAUGUAAAUUGAAGGAGUGUGGACUGUGCUUCAGUUAAGGUCAUCUACAUACUCUCACAGGGGAAAACCCAUUUAGAUGUUUAGAGUGUGUCUAGUGUUUUCUUCGUUCUUCACAUCAACAAACUUAUAUCAAUUGUAAAUGCAUGGAGUGUUGUUGGUGUUCUGGGUUUUUUAUGGAAAGUUGUACACACAUGUAUUAAAGUAAUGACGGUAGCUUC